Molecule: messenger RNA, 3467 nt
Organism: Onychostoma macrolepis
Lineage: Eukaryota; Metazoa; Chordata; Actinopteri; Cypriniformes; Cyprinidae
Product: E3 ubiquitin/ISG15 ligase TRIM25-like
Exons: 6
Coding region: 636-2414 (592 amino acids)
Molecular function (GO): protein binding; zinc ion binding
Source: RefSeq, a predicted model, not a curated record
UCCCACAAUUGUGCUAAAAAGAAUAUUCUGCUUACCAGGCAUUUUGUAAAAUGUUUUAUUUUGGGUACAAGUUCUUGCCCUUUUUUGACUAAAAUGCAUUUAUGCAGAACUUGAACUUUAUGUUGGGAUUCAGGAAUGUGGUUGGAUGAGAUUUGAAAAGAUGAUAAUGUUUCAGUAAUGCAGACAAGCAACAGCAACAACAAAAAUAUACAGCACCUGCCACAGUAUUUCAAUCAUUAAAAUAGCUGUACAUUCUACAGCAUUCAAUGUGAAAAAUACUUAACAUGCCCUAUUAAAAGUUACAAUUCUAUAUACACCUACUGAUGAUGGCUACUCAGGCAAGCAGAUCAGCCUAGAACAUGAACGUAAUAUGUUAAAUUGCACAUUGAAUGUUUUCUUUGUCAUGUUUUUUUUUUUUUUUUAAUGCAACAAGUUGAUCAUGAUCCAGUUAUGAUAUUGUGGUCAAUUUGUAAUGUGCCGCAAGGUAGUUAGUAAGAGUAUGGAAAUCAGUAAUAAUACAAUGAUGGUCAGUUCAGAGUAUUUUAACAUUUUGGCCAAUUAAAACUGGAAUCAUUUAGUUAUCUAAAAAUCUACUCAGUUUCAGUAAGCCACUCAGAAAAACCGGUUUCUCAAGCAUGUCGUCAGAAAGAUGUAUCAGCUUUCCAGUUCAUACAACAAGUAACUUGCCCGUUGAGCUAGAGAGCAUAACGUGUCUGUCUGUCUGUUCGUACAGUGAAAUGGCGGAAGCCAGUAUUUUAGUGGAUCAGGACGAAUUCAUUUGUCCAGUGUGUCUGGAUCUCCUCAAGGACCCAGUGACGAUUCCCUGUGGACACAGUUACUGUAUGAGCUGCAUCUCAGGAAUCUGGAAUCAGGAGGAUCGGAAAGGAAUCUACAGAUGUCCUCAGUGCAGACAGACCUUCAGUCCAAGACCAUUUUUGGGUAAGAAUGUGGUGUUUGCUCAAAUGGUGGAGAAACUCAAGAAGAUGAGACUCCAAGCUGCUCCUGUUCCUCCACCGGUUCCUGCUCAUCAUCACACCGGAUCUGGAGAUGUUCAGUGCGACGCCUGCUCUGGAAUUAAACAGAUAGCUGUGAAGACAUGUCGGGAGUGCCGGAACUCUUACUGUCAAAUUCACCUUGAACAGCACGAGAAUCUCUUCAGAGGCAAAGGACAUAACUUGAUGGACACCACUGGACGCCUGCAGGAGAUGAUCUGCCCUCAACAUGAUAAAAUGCUGGAAAUGUACUGCCGUACUGACCAGCGAUGUAUAUGCAUGAUGUGUUUGGUGGAUGAACACAAAAAUCACGACACUGUAUCAACUGCAGCAGCGAGAACAGAGAAACAGGCGCAUUUGGAGGAGACGAAGAAGAAAAUUCAUCUGAGAAUCCAGAAGAGAGAGAAAGAUCUUCAGGAGCUGAGAGAAGCUGUGGAGUCUCAUAAGCAUUCUGCACAGACAGCAGUGGAGGACAGUGAGAGGAUCUUCACUGAGCUCAUUCGCUCCAUUGAGAAACGUCGCUCUGAGGUGACGCAGCUGAUCAGAGAUCAGGAAAGAGCUGCAGUGAGUCGAGCUGAAGAACGACUGGAGCGACUGGAGCAAGAAAUCAAUGAGCUGAAGAGGACAGAAGCUGAGCUGAAGCAGAUAUCACACACAGAUGAUUAUAUUCAUUUCCUUCAGAGUUUGUCAUCUGUCUCUUUCUCUGGAUCUACAGACAGCCUCAUUGUCAAUUCUCAUCUGUCUUUUGACAAUGUAUUGAAAUCCGUCUCUCAACUCAGAGACAAACUGCAGCAGUUCUCCAGAGAGACUAUAGAAAACAUUUCUGGAACAGUGAAAACCAUCCAGGUCAUUCAGACUCCUGAAUAUGACACCAAGCAGGAGUUCCUACAAUAUUUCCGUCAGCUCACUCUGGAUCCAAACACGGUGCAUCCUUGUCUCCACCUGUCUGACGGCAACAGAGUGAUCACUUACACCAACACAUACUACAAUUAUCCUAAUCAUCCAGAGAGAUUUGAUUACGCUCAGGCGUUGUGUAUAGAGAGUGUGACUGGACGCUGUUACUGGGAGGUCGAGUACAGCGGUAGUGCAGGUGUGUAUAUAACAGUGGCAUAUAAGAGCAUCAGGAGAAAGGGAAAGAGUUUGGAGUGUGCAUUUGGAUCUAAUAAUCAAUCCUGGAUAUUGUUCUCUUCUCCCUCGAGGUUCUCAUUUAGUCACAACAACAUCAACACUAAUCUCCCUGUAGUGUACAGCCAUAGAAUAGGAGUGUAUGUGGAUCACAGCGCAGGGAUUUUGUCCUUCUACAGCGUCUCUGACACAAUGAGUCUCAUCCACAGAGUCCAGACCACAUUCACUCAGCCGCUCUAUGCUGGGUUUGGAUUAGGUCUCUACUCAACCGCAAAACUGUGUCAUUUACACAGUUGAGUUCUUACAUAGCCAAGCCAAGUCUGCUCUGAUCCUGCUCAAACUUUUAUGUAAAGAUAUAAUGGCUCUAGUAUCAAAGCAUAUAGUUGUGAAAAAACGACUUUAAAAACAGGGAAGUUGUGGCCUAAUGGUUAGAGAGUCGGACUCAUAACCUAAAGGUUGCGAGCUUGAGUCUCAGGUCCAGCAGGGAUUGUAGGUGGGGGGAGUCAAGUCAAGUCACCUUUAUUUAUAUAGCGCUUUUACAAUACAGAUUGUGUCAAAGCACUUAACAGUAUCAAAUUGGAGGAUAGAGUGUCAGUAAUGUAUAAUGAUAAGAUUAAACACUCAAUUUUCAAUUUUCAGUUAAAGGCAUUUCAUUAUUGAAUUUGGGAGGGAGUGAAUGUACAGCGCUCUCUUCCACCUUCAAUACCAUGACUGAGGUGUUCUUGAGCAAGGCACUGAACCCCCAACUGCUCCCGGGUGUCACAGCAUAAAUGGCUGCCCACUGCUCCGGGUGUGUGUGCACUGGAUGGGUUAAAUGCAGAGCACAAAUUCCAAGUAUGGGUAACCAUACUUGGCCAUGUCACAUCACUUUUAAAGUUGUAAUAGCUGUGUAAGUGAUCAGCAUUAAACAUCUAAAUGCCACUUCAGAAUUAUUUCUGUGCCACCUUUGGUACUUCUAAUGACCUCAGAUAUGAUAGCGUCUUAUCAGAUUGAUCGGAAAAACAGUUGUUUUGUGGGGAGUGGGAACUGAUAAUCACUUGUGUAUGUAGAAAAUGUAGAUGUGGUGUGAUUAUUUGUAAAUCAAAUUAUUCUUGGCUUUUAUUGAAUUUGAUGAACCUUUUGAUUACUUUGUGACUUCUCAUGUUGGGUUAAUCAAGGAAAUGGUUUCAUUUAUUUUUUAUAUGUUUGUUGUUUGGUUCAAACAAAUCGCUACAAGACAAUUAGUGGACUUAUAUAAUCUUGGGCCUACUUUGUACAGUUUUGCAUUUAUGUCUGAAAAUACUAUAACCCAUUACCUGCAGUUCAAGUGAUGUCGCUGUUCAUUUCCUAUAAAAUAUGUUAAGUAUGACA